This is a messenger RNA of Hydra vulgaris (swiftwater hydra), 3169 nucleotides long. Its product is annotated as protocadherin-23. Gene Ontology annotation, biological process: homophilic cell-cell adhesion. Gene Ontology annotation, cellular component: plasma membrane; catenin complex. Gene Ontology annotation, molecular function: cadherin binding; calcium ion binding. NCBI's taxonomy places the organism in Eukaryota, Metazoa, Cnidaria, Hydrozoa, Anthoathecata, Hydridae. The record is from RefSeq and is a predicted model, not a curated record.
AAAUGUGAGUUGAUGUAAAAUUAGUUAGGAUUUUUUUUUGCGUUGUAUAAAACGACUUUGAUGUUGUAUUUUUUUUUUGCGAAUAAUGUAAUAUUCUUCUAAACUUAUAACCCAUGAGUUUUUACAGAAUGACGAAUAUGGUUUUAAUAACGACAGUUCUUUUGUUUAACAAAGGGUUGUUCGUACAUGCUGCAACAAAUCAUGUUCCGCAAUUUAGUAAUGAAAUUUCAGUUAUUGAAGUAAACGAGGAGGAACCAAUUGGUACUUAUGUCACAAAAGUUACAGCAACAGAUAGUGAUAAUGAUGAAGUUUUUUACAGUACAGCUGAGGACGAAGGAGGAUAUUUUGUCAUUGACAAAGAGUCUGGAAUCAUAAGAACUGCCAAAAAGAUUGACAGAGAAAGUUUAAAAUCUGACACAAUUAAGUUUAAAGUUGUGGCUGCAGAAAUUAAAAGACCUGACCAAAAUUCAGCACUACAGGUGAUCAUUCAUGUACUUGAUAUCAAUGAUAAUCCUCCAGUGUUUGAAAAAAAUUUGAAAGAAAUAAAUUUGUCUGAGAGUACACCAAUUGACACAUUUGUAACAGUCAUCCGUGCUUCAGAUGUCGACAAAAAAUCAGAACUUUUGUAUUCAUUUGUUAGCGGUAAUGAGGAUGAAGUGUUUUCUAUUGAUCAUUAUACUGGUCAAAUACGUACAAUAAAAAAUCUUGACUAUGAGACUAAAUCUAAGUAUCUACUUCGUAUAGCAGUUGCUGAUGGUCGAUCCAAGGAUCCAUUGCGACAUAUUGAAACCACAAAUUUAGAAAUAAAAAUUUUAGAUGAAGAUGAUAAUGGAGCAGUUUUUUAUACGAAUUACACUGCAACAAUAAAAGAAGGGCAACAUCAAGGAGAAGUCAUUGUGCGUGUUCAUGCAGAAGAUUUAGAUAGAGGGAUUAAUUCACCUGUAAGAUACUCAAUUGAUCCAAGUUCUAAUUAUGGAAAUAUAUUUUCUGUGGAUAGUCAAGGUGAUGUUCGAGUUCAAGGAUUAGUUGAUCGGGAAACUAUUCCCAUAUACAAACUAAAGAUUCUUGCAACGGAAACAUUAUCCUCAUUUGGUAAACAUGUGCCAGGUUAUACAUUACUGACGGUUGUUGUCACUGAUGUAAAUGAUAAUCGUCCAAAAUUUGAAAAUCUACAUUAUGUUAUAAAAGUGAAAGAAAAUGAACACUACGGUGUUGUUGUAAAAUCUGUUAAGGCUUAUGAUAUUGAUGAGGGGGAAAAUGCAAAAUUUGAGUAUCAUCUACAAGGUGCUGAUGAAGUUUUUGGUAUAACUCAAUUUGGUGAAAUAUUUGUUAAAGGAGAGCUCGAUAGAGAAAAGAAAGAUAUUUAUAAUUUUAAGGUAUUAGCCCAGCAAGCUAGUUUUCAACCUGAUGCGUAUGCUGAUGUCACUGCUAUUGUUGAAGACAUCAAUGACCAUGCACCAGUGUUUGUAAAUGCUCUUUAUACAGCUUCGAUUCGUGAAAAUGAAGCAAGUGGAGUUUUUUUGGCACAUCUUUCGGCACAUGACCUUGAUAAAGAUGAUAAUGCGAAGAUAACUUACAGCAUAUUUCCAGAUGCAGAAAAUACUUCUGCCUGCUUUCAAAUUGGAUUGACUGAUGGUCGUUUAACAACUAAGUGCUCUUUAGACUAUGAAGAAAAAACUUCUCAUUCAUUUCUUAUUCAGGCUUCUGAUAAUCCAAAGUCAGGUGAAAAAAAAUUUUCUACUACAAAAGUAAAAAUAAAUGUUUUGGAUGAAAACGACAAUAUACCAAUCUUUAAACAGCUACAUCUGUACAAGAACAUACGUUAUGAUGAAGAAAUUAAUGCACCUGUUGUUAAAGUAGAGGCAACGGACAAAGAUACUGGCAGUUAUGGUGAUAUAUCCUACCGUGUAUUAAGUGGAAAUGACCUGCAGCGUUUUCAUAUUGAUCAGAAAACAGGUCAAAUAAAACUCAUUGAUUCAUUAGCAGCAUACACAAAUAAUAAAUUCCAAUUGGUUGUUGAGGCAUAUGACAACAAUGGCAACCCUCCUUCCAAUAACUGUCAAAAUAAAAUGACUGUUUCUAUGACAGUUGACAAAAGAGGUUUGAGCAGUGUUGCUCUCUAUAUGAAUUCACCUAUUCAAACAGUCACAAAAAAUGAAGAAACUAUUCUAAGUCAGUUAAGGUCGAUACUUGAAAUGGGCAUUGCCACAGAUUUGAUUGAAAAAGGAGCUCAUCCUGAAAGCACUGUUUUUACAUUUCAUGGAUUCAAUGUUGACACAUUUGCUUUGACAAAAAAAGAAAAAAUUAUUAGCAUAUUAGACUCCUCGAAAAGUGAUUUGAUAUUCCGGUUUCGUCAUGACUGGAAUAUUACUGGAUGGAAUUUAAAUGGAAUUCCAAUUGUUGGAAGUUACACAAGUACCUCUAAAAAAAAGGAGUCAGAUAAAGUAAACCCUAUUGUUUAUGCAGUCUUGGGUUUUGUUGGCAUGAUUGUGAUUUUUGGCGUCAUUUUUACUUUAGUUUUGAUAAAGACAAAGAGAAGAAAUGAAAACAAUACACCACAUACAACUUUGCAUGAUCUCAGUUCAUCAUCAAAAAUGAGAAUGUGGGACAAUGGUUUUGAGUCAGUAUCUCAAGUUGGGGAGCCUCAAUCUUAUAUUCAAAUGACUGGUUUUCUUAAUAGAUCAACAGAAAAGUAUGACUAUGAUCCUAGCAACAUGUACAACGAGAACUGCCAUGUUGUAGAUCCUUUUGAUGCUAUUAGAGACCGGCUAAGUUCGCGUGGCUCUACUGCGUCAUCAAUAUUUGGUGCAUCAAGUGUUAUGACUGUCUGUAAAGUCCCUAAGUCACGACUAAUGCGUUCUUCUAGCGAUAUUGGGUCAACUACACCGUUAUCUAAAAAGAAAAUGUCGUGCAUUUUGGAACAGGAACGAAGACGGGCAAAUACUCUUUCAUUAGAUAGACGAGUAAAUAGGCAGCCGUUAGUAAUUUGUCGUCCUCCAAGCUAUGAUUAUGACUUUGACGAAGAAGUUCAUGACGAAAAUGAAUCACCUUUUCAUAUGAAACAAUUUGAAAAUUAAUUAUUUUUUUUUUAAUAAAUAUAUAUAUUGUAAAUGUGAAAAGAUGGUUGCAAACCUACUGAAAAGAAUACAAUUUUGAACGCUUGCAUAAA